Molecule: messenger RNA, 183 nt
Organism: Penicillium verhagenii
Lineage: Eukaryota; Fungi; Ascomycota; Eurotiomycetes; Eurotiales; Aspergillaceae
Product: O-methyltransferase
Exons: 1
Coding region: 1-183 (60 amino acids)
Source: RefSeq, a predicted model, not a curated record
AUGGCCGACACGGUUGCCGAACUGACGGCUGCUAUCAAUGCAGCCUUGUCUAAGCUCUCACCCGCCGAUGAUAUCCCGGAUCCGGCGCGAUUCCAGCUCCUCGAAGCUCUGGAAAAAGUCCGCGGGGUCGUCGAACUACCUGUCCAGUCCCUUAUGGCUAUCUGCUGGGCGGCAAGUCUAUGA